Molecule: messenger RNA, 545 nt
Organism: Jatropha curcas
Lineage: Eukaryota; Viridiplantae; Streptophyta; Magnoliopsida; Malpighiales; Euphorbiaceae
Source: RefSeq, a predicted model, not a curated record
AUGAUCCAACGCUCUUCAUUCCGCGAUUACUUCAACGAUGAUGAGAUUGAAAUUGCAAUGUCAUUACUUGACCUACAUGUGCCUAGAGAGAGAAGCUGCUGCUUGGGAAGUAAAGGUAUGAGUUUUGCCAGUAACAAUGGUUUGUCUUCUUUUUGUUCUUCUUCCUGUCAGUCAGUCAAGUUUUAGUGAUGAACUGCCUCUUAUUCUCCAUAAUGGCGACAAAACCAAACAAGGAGAACAGAUAGUAAACGAAUUAACUGAAAGAAAAGAUCCUGAUGAUUAUUUAGAGAGAAGAAAGAACUUGGAAAAGAAGAUCGAUGAAUCUGCUAAUUUACGAGUGGCUAUAAACCAAGUCAAACAAUUCUACGUUAAGUUAAAAGAAGAUGAGAAGAAACUGAGAACACGAAUGUUGCAGCUGGGUUUACCAGGAAUAGGGACAAUCCACCGCUAAAGUUGGAAGACAACAAGCGAAAGAUCUUAAACGGUCAUUGACAUGGGGGAAAGGACUAGGAAUUGGUUACCACUGAAAGCAUUGAAACCUAUAC